This is a messenger RNA of Perognathus longimembris pacificus (Pacific pocket mouse), 813 nucleotides long. It is a transcript of the gene Park7, whose product is annotated as Parkinsonism associated deglycase. Bases 89 to 658 code for a protein of 189 amino acids. Gene Ontology annotation, cellular component: nucleus; cytosol. The transcript has 7 exons. Lineage: Eukaryota; Metazoa; Chordata; Mammalia; Rodentia; Heteromyidae. Gene Ontology annotation, molecular function: protein deglycase activity. Gene Ontology annotation, biological process: protein deglycation, glyoxal removal; guanine deglycation, glyoxal removal. The record is from RefSeq and is a predicted model, not a curated record.
GGGGGCUGGCAGGACGGUGCGCGUGCGCGCUGCAGUGGUUUCCCCCCCUCCCCUCAGGUUGUCUGUCCUCAACAACUAGAACAUAAAAAUGGGCACAAAAAGAGCCUUGGUCAUCCUGGCCAAAGGAGCAGAGGAAAUGGAGACGGUCAUCCCAGUGGAUCUCAUGAGGAGAGCUGGGAUCAAGGUCACCAUUGCAGGCCUGACUGGGAAGGACCCUGUGGUUUGCAGUCGGGAUGUUGUCAUCUGCCCUGAUGCCAGUUUGGAAGAGGCGCGGAAGCAGGGACCUUACGACGUGGUGGUCCUCCCUGGAGGUAACCUGGGCGCGCAGAAUCUAUGUGAGUCGAACGCGGUGAAGGAGAUCUUGAAGGAGCAGGAGAGCAGAAAGGGCCUCAUCGCCGCCAUCUGUGCAGGCCCCACGGCUCUGUUGGCCCAUGAAAUAGGCUUCGGAAGCAAAGUCACGUCCCACCCACUCGCCAAGGACAAGAUGGUGAACGGGAGUCACUACAGCUACACGGAGAGCCGCGUGGAGAAGGACGGCCUCAUCCUCACCAGCCGCGGCCCGGGCACCAGCUUCGAGUUCGCGCUGGCCAUCGUGGAGGCGCUCAGCGGCUCGGACGUGGCCAGUCAAGUGAAGGCCCCGCUGGUACUCAGGGACUAGAGGGGGGCCCGGCCGGGGAGGGAAGGGCCCUCGGGCCCGGCCCCAUCCCGCCCGGCCCGGCCCAUCCCGCCCCAUCCUACCUGCAUCCGCCCCUCCAUCCCUCCCUGUACAUUUCUGGCCUUGUUUGCACAAUAAACAGGGCACGUAGCAAGCCA